Messenger RNA from Histoplasma capsulatum G186AR, 564 nucleotides. RefSeq lists its product as uncharacterized. Bases 1 to 564 code for a protein of 187 amino acids. The transcript has 3 exons. The record is from RefSeq and is a predicted model, not a curated record. Lineage: Eukaryota; Fungi; Ascomycota; Eurotiomycetes; Onygenales; Ajellomycetaceae.
AUGGGUCCUGGCCUCCUGGGCGAUAAUAUUUCCCUCCCCAGGCUAACGGCACUCUCUCCUCUUUUGUUCCGGCUCUCAUUUGACCAUGCGCUGUUUGUGUCCCCCUUCCCAGUCCUGGGCCUCUUCCCCCAAUCCUCCACUGCCGAUUUGCACCGUCUGACACCAAUUGGGCAUCCAUGGCUCCAGGACGCCCAGAAAAUGACCACCCAGCUUGUUUCAGAUCAACGCGAUGCAGCAAGACCCGCUCCUGACCUGCAGGCUGCUUUUCCAUUUCGGAAUUCAGCCCGAGCCAGUAUCAUCCAUCACCUUGUCAUGGCACAUCGGCCACAUAAACAUAAUCGCGUCAUUCCCUACUGGGGUCUAGGAGAGAUUCUUCCGAUUCCGAGAAAACCGCUUUACUCGAUAAUACCAACCAUUUCCACGAUGUCUGACGAAGUUUUAUUUCAUAUGCGGGCUUCGGCUGAUAUACAGCACUUUUCCACCCUGUCCUCUGUUUCGUAUUGCAAAGUCUUGUAUCUUAUCCCCGGACUGGGGCUCAGACAUGGUUCGACGUCAGAACCUUAA